Messenger RNA from Ctenopharyngodon idella (grass carp), 5421 nucleotides. It is a transcript of the gene trak2, whose product is annotated as trafficking protein, kinesin binding 2. The record is from RefSeq and is a predicted model, not a curated record. Bases 301 to 3321 code for a protein of 1006 amino acids. The transcript has 17 exons. NCBI's taxonomy places the organism in Eukaryota, Metazoa, Chordata, Actinopteri, Cypriniformes, Xenocyprididae. Gene Ontology annotation, molecular function: GABA receptor binding. Gene Ontology annotation, biological process: anterograde axonal transport of mitochondrion; neurogenesis. Gene Ontology annotation, cellular component: dendrite.
AUGACGUAAUUGUGGAUCACUGACGCCAGAUUUUUGCCCUAAACUCUUCCCCAAAUACCCCUCCCUCCUCGCUCUGUUCGCUAUUGUUUGAAACGCUCGAACUGACAGGAGCCACAUGCUCCACUAACGCUCAGAUAAACGGAUUUUAAGUGAACUAAAGGUAUAGGUUGGAGUCUGUGCAUAUCCAUGGUGUUUUGAUGCAAAACAGGAUGUGACAUAAGCAGCCUUCACGUCUUCUGCUCGUGCGGUUUGGGCAUGGAUGAGGAGCCCCGUCCUCAUUCGCCCAGCUGAUCAAUCAGAAUGUUCGAGGUGAAGCCCAUGAGCGUGGAGAAAAAGGACACAGCUGUGGGAACAGAUGAGAGCAGUAAAGUUUGUGACGGGGGUGUCAGCGGGGAUUCGCUGUAUCUUUACGAGGGUCAGGACUGGGUCAUCUCCCCCUCCUGCUCUCCAGAAGAACCCAGCACCAUCUCACCCAUGCUGGCCGAGGAAACUUUCCGCUACAUGACAUAUCUAGCUGUUGGUUCCUCUUAUCCCCAUAAUGGCUCUAACAGCCUCUCUAAAGUCCUCAGCGCUGAGCGGGUGGAGCAGAUGACAAAGACCUACAAUGACAUUGACGUGGUCACACACCUCCUGGGUGAAAGGGAUCGCGACUUGGAAUUGGCCGCACGGAUUGGUCAGUCUCUCCUGCAGAGGAACCAUGUGCUUCAGGAGCGAAACGAAUCUCUGGAGGAGCAGCUAGCACAGGCUGUAGACCAGGUUCAUCAGCUUCAGCAUGAGUUGUCGAAGAAGGAUGAGCUCCUCCGGAUGGUUGCGAGCGCCAGCGAGGAGAGCGAGACCGACUCCAGCUGCUCCACGCCGCUACGUCACCCCACACCCGCAGGGGCCGCUCUCGCCCUCAGCCAGCUGGAGGUGCUACAAUCCAAACUCCAGGAGCUGGAGGAGGAGAACCUCUCGCUGAGAUCAGAGGCCUGUCACCUGAAGAAAGAGACCGUCACUUAUGAGGAGAAAGAACAGCAGCUGGUGAAUGACUGCGUUAAAGAGCUACGUGAGUCAAACAGUCAGAUGGUGUCACUGACGAACGAACUCUCCCAGAAGAACGAGGAUUUAAUGAGACAUCAGGAGGAGAUCGCUCAACUCCUCUCACAGAUCGUAGAGCUCCAACAAAGAAUCAAAGAGUUGGCGCUAGAGAAAGAAGAACUGAGAAUUCACCUUCAAGCCUCAAAGGAAGCACAACGGCAACUCACGGCUGAGCUUAAGGAGCUGUCGGACAGAAAUGCAGAGUGUGUGGGAAUGUUACAUGAGUCUCAGGAGGAGAUUAAGGAGCUGCGCAGUAAGAACACGCCAUCUGCAGGCCUGCGCAGACACCUGCCUUAUGGACUCUGUCCCAUGGAUUCAUUGGCAGCUGAGAUUGAAGGUACUAUGAGGAGAGAGUUGAGUGUAGAAGAAGAAAUCACAUUUCAGUACCAGAGGUCGACCCAUAAGCGUGUGUUCCAGACGGUACGGUCUGUUAAUCAGGCUGUGAUGAGAGCGGCUGCCGCAGUGCCUCCAAUCCCUGGCUCCGCCCGCAGCGGCGUGGUCAUGACACCAGUGCCCUAUCUAUCACACACACCCAACACAGAGGAAGGAGCCAUAGAUGUGGAUGUCACCAAAGAGAACUCCCGUCUAGGUCAGCCCGGCUGUCCCGGAGGAAAUGACCUUACAUCAGCCCUAAAUCGCCUCUCCCUGCGGAGGCAGAAUUUCCUGUGCGAGCGACAGUUCUUCCAGGCAGAGAGAGACCGGAAGCUGCAGGAGUUGGCGGCUGCAGAGUCGGAUGGGGGUGGUAGCGGCUGCAGUUCACCAAUGGGAAGCACCGUCUCUUCUUUCACCAACCUGUCAGAAUUCUCCUUUUCCUCCAGCUGUUUCAAGACAUUUCUCCCUGAAAAACUGCAGAUUGUUAAACCAAUGGAAGGUUCUCUGACUCUUCAUCAUUGGCAGCAGCUUGCUAAACCCCACCUGGCCACUAUUCUAGACCCCCAUCCAGGUGUAGUUACCAAAGGCUUCCGCCCUCUCCCUCAGGACAGUGUUUAUCACCUGAAUGACCUUGAAGAAGAUGAAGACCAGGAGAAACUAGCAUGGGAACAUAAGAGAAAAGAGGAGGAGCCACAGGCCAGAAAAACAAAAGAAGAAGAUGUGGAGGAGGAGGAGGAGGAGGAGGAGGACGGAAUCACAUUUCACGUGCGGUCAUCGUCCACUCCGGAAGAGAAGAUGGAGAGGAGGCCUGUCCAAAGCACAACUAAUGUCCCGCCCCUUCCUGCAUCCCUCAGGAAUUCCCCUGUACCCAUAGCAAUGGCUGUCUCCUUAGCAACAGCAGUUAACCUGACUGCUGCUCCUGCAGUUAGUUCUGGAAUCUCAGGAUCAGCAGUUCCCCAGUUUGACCUGAAUGUCUGCUCUAAAGUGCCCUCUACAGCUGUAAAUCCUGGGAAAUAUCAGAGCUCCACUUUUUCCACGUACACCUUCACUACUUGCCGGAUCCUGCAUCCUAGUGACAGCACACAGGUUACACCCAGCUCUGCCUGUAGUCCUUCUGUCAGCGUCAACACCCCGAGUUCUCUCCGGACCGGUCCCAGUACUCCAGUCACACCCUGCAGGUUGAGUCUGGGUGAUUCUUUCCCGGUUCGCCGCCCUGCUGCACCCCCUGGUGGUCUCGCCAAGCUCCUGCUGGAGAAAGGCAUCUCUGCUCAGGGUCCCGCUGCUGUGGUGGCACCUAAAAAGCCUCUUUCUCUACGUCUUCUUCCCAGCACUCCUCCAAACUCCCCCUCCCAUUCCCCAUGCCCCUCCCCUGUGCCCUUCGACUCCCGAUCCACCUCUUCGGACAACUUCCUGGCAUCCCGUCCCGCUGAGCUCUUCCUGCAAGACGUUUAUGGGCUGAAACUCGGUCGUGCCUCCCGACCCGAUCUCCUCAGCCCUGAACAAUCCCCUCAAGGGCAGUCAACCAAACCAGACUGCCACGGCGUCAAGCUCGUGGAGCAACUUCGCAAGCUAGGCUUGGAUAAAAAAGUGCUCCAAGGGUCGGAUGCCGAUGGUGCCCAUCCACAGGAAUCUGCCACCUUCCUAGCAACAGGAGGCGGCAGCUUAUUGGACGGGCUCAGGCGAAAUCAAAGUCUGCCUGUUAUGGUUGGCCGCCGUAGCGCAUCCGUCUCCAGUCCGUCCUUUCCUGUCCCGCCCCCUCACCCUACUUCCUUGGCCCUUCCCACUCCACCAUGGGGGAACCUAAACGAACCGCGCCGCACACGUAGACACGCCUCCCUUUCUCAGGCCCCACCCCACCUGCAUAAUUCAUAAGGAUGUGGGUGUGGUCUCAGACCAGUAGGAGAGUUGAUGCCAUCAAAACCAUCUGUUCCCCUUCCUGCCACCCGUAAACAGUCAAAAAGAAGCUGAAAGACAUAUAAGGUUGUUUUUAAAGCACAAAAAAAUGAAGGGAAAGUGUCUUGUAGCCAUGUUUAUGUUAAAAUGAAGAUUUUAAAGGCCUUAUCAUAGCACUCAAGAGGAAAUACAGACUUUUAAUACUGUUUUUCCCCUGAAUUUCCUGUCUUUUUUCCUUUUAUUGUUCAUCUUUGCCCCUUUAUCCUUAUUUACUCUCAUUAACAUUUCAUUGCACUUAUUUUCUGUCCAUUAACUCAUGAGGCUGUGGAGUUGUGGGGUGUCGGAUAGAGCAGGAAGGAAUAUGUACGUGUAGAAGGAUGUUGAAUGUUGGAUGGAAGGAAGGAAGUUUAAAGGAAUGCUAUAAAGUACUGGGAAUAUGAAGGUUUCUGUAGGUUUAUUUAGAAUUUUCUGUCACUUUGAUUCAUCCUAGUGAAUCAUAUAAAAGAGAUUGAGGUGAUGAACACAAACAAGAAUGAAAUAUGGAAGUGAAAUUAAUGGUUGCAUCUCCACAGCCUCAUUUUAGGAGUUUGUCUUGAUUCAUUCAGCAGUUCCUGAGAGUUUCCAGUCUAUCCUGCUUUAUAUAUAGCUGAAGCCUCUUAGACAUUUAGUAGAACAUCUACCUGCUGGUAUUUUUGCAUCAUUACAGGUGUAGGUGGAAGGUCUAACCAAGAUUUUGCUUCCCUCAGUAUUAUAGUGUAUAUGGACAUAAGCUUCUCUUAUUACUUUGCACUGAAUUAAUUGGUUAUUGGGGAAGUUUGUCACAAAAGAGCACAUCUGGAUUGCUCAAGACAUUUGAGUUUUGUACAGGCAUUUGUUCUGCCCUACUCUGCUACAUGUAACCCUAUUCUAAACGGUGUAUUAUUUAAAAUAAUAUUCAGGGACUGUGUAUUUAAGGGAAAGGAGUUAUCUGUUCAUAUGUACACUUGGAAAGCAUCACUGCAGAUUAUACUCUGUAGUGGGUUAAUUUUGGUUUAAGAUGAAAAUGCGACUGAAACGUGAAUUAUUCUUGGACUAGGAUAAAUUUUAUUAUUAUAUUCUAUUGUCAUUCUGUUUUGCAUUUACAUCCCUUAAAUAUAAAACAUGCAAAUUUUAUUUUUAGCGAAUACAAAAACCUUUCUAAAGUAGCCCUAGAGAUGUCUACCACAUGGUCUUGACACCUUGCCCAUGACCUUUGACCCCUGAAUGAAUUCCAAUUGUGCUUCCUUGUCAUCCUCACUUCUUUUCUCAUUAUGCACUUUUCAUUUUAACAUAUUAGAAUUGUGUUUUUAGUAAAUAGACAUUACAUGUGUUAUCUAACAAUAAGGUAAAACUAUAGUAUGUUAGUAUAUUUAUCCUGAGAGAUGGCUAAUAUGAUUUACUAACCAUUCAGUUAGGAAUGAGGUUAUUAGAUUUCGUAUUUUUGGUGGAGUUUGAGAAGGGACUCAAGAUUUAAAGGCCUUUUUGGGUUUGAACCAAAAUUAGUCUUUUUUGCCUGAAUUGUCAUUUUUAUAAGCUAAAACUUGUGUUUUUGUGUUUUUGGUAAACUGACCAUUUGUGCUUUGUAGUAAACACAAUGACAGCACAGGGAAAACCAUCGGUUUGCUUCAGAAACUCUUAGAGGUGAGACAUUUUUCAGCCAUGCCAGUGAACAAAAACUAAAUGUGAUUCAAACUAAACUUCCGUUUCGGAUCACAUCAUACAACUUCUUCAGACUAAUACCAGCAUGCUUGCAGCAUAUAUACAUCACUAGCUUUAUCUCUAAUCCGAGCUGAAGUGUAUGGUACUAAACGCAUGAUUUGAUUUAAGUAUCAAAAGUGUCCUUAUUUACAUCCUGCUGUUGAUGUCAUCAAGCUCUCUGCUGCCAUUCAGGUCGAAGGUUAAUGCUUGAAGAUGUUGUGACAUCAAGCACCAAGUGAUUACUUUUGUGCUAUUGACCUAGUAACCACAGCCUUGGUGUGUUUUCCUAUGUGUUUAGCUGUCAGAACCCUGUAUCAGCAUCAUUAUGUUGGGUUUUUUUUAUAAUAAAACAAACAAAAUCAA